Cricetulus griseus (Chinese hamster) is the source of this 5562-nucleotide messenger RNA. NCBI's taxonomy places the organism in Eukaryota, Metazoa, Chordata, Mammalia, Rodentia, Cricetidae. The record is from RefSeq and is a predicted model, not a curated record.
CUUCAACUGCAGAAGUCCCAGUACCUGCAGCUGGGCCCCAGCCGCGGCCAGUACUAUGGUGGGUCCCUGCCCAAUGUGAACCAGAUUGGAAGUGGCAGCAUGGAUUUCUCCUUCCAGACACCAUUUCAGUCCUCAGGCCUGGACACGAGUCGGACCACACGGCAUCAUGGGCUUGUGGACAGAGUAUAUCGUGAGAGGGGUAGACUUGGCUCCCCGCACCGCCGGCCCCUGUCAGUUGACAAGCAUGGGCGACAGGCUGACAGCUGCCCCUACAGCACCGUGUACCUCUCGCCACCUGCGGACACCAGCUGGAGGAGGACCAACUCUGACUCUGCCCUGCACCAGAGCACAAUGACACCCACCCAGGCAGAAUCCUUCUCAGGCGGGUCCCAGGACGCACACCAGAAGAGAGUGUUACUGCUUGCUGUCCCAGGCAUGGAGGACACCAGGUCCGAGACAGACAAAACCCUUUCUAAGCAGUCAUGGGACUCAAAGAAGACGGGUUCCAGACCCAAGUCCUGCGAGGUUCCUGGAAUCAACAUCUUCCCAUCUGCAGAGCAGGAGAGCACGGCAGCCCUGAUCCCCGCUACCCACAACACAGGGGGUUCCCUCCCUGACCUCACCAACACCCAUUUUCCCUCCCCACUCCCGACGCCGCUGGACCCCGAGGAGCCCGCCUUCCCCGCUCUCACCAGCUCCAGCAGCACUGGCAGCCUGGCCCAUCUUGGCGUCAGCAGCACUGGUCAGGGUAUGAACACUCCCAGCUCUUCUCCACAGCACCGGCCAGCAGUCAUCAGCCCCCUGUCCCUGAGCUCAGAGACCAGGCGGCAGCAGACUCAGCAGGUGUCACCCACCCUGUCCCCAUUGUCACCCAUCACUCAGGCCGUGGCCAUGGACGCCCUGUCCCUGGAACAACAGCUGCCCUACGCCUUCUUCACCCAGGCUGGCUCCCAGCAGCCUCCCCCACAGCCCCAGCCACCGCCUCCACCUCCGCCUGUAUCCCAACAGCAGCCACCACCCCCACAGGUGUCUGUGGGCCUCCCCCAGGGUGGCCCACUGCUGCCCAGUGCUAGCUUGACGCGGGGGCCCCAGCUGCCACCGCUCUCAGUCACUGUACCGUCCACUCUCCCCCAGUCUCCUGCAGAGAACUCCGGCCAGCCGCCAAUGGGGAUUGACACCACCUCGGCACCGGCUCUGCAGUACCGCACGAGCGCAGGCUCACCAGCCAACCAGUCUCCCACCUCUCCAGUCUCCAAUCAAGGCUUCUCCCCUGGAAGUUCCCCACAACACACGUCCACCCUGGGCAGCGUGUUUGGGGACGCAUUCUAUGAGCAGCAGAUGACAGCCAGGCAGGCCAAUGCGCUGUCCCGCCAGCUGGAACAGUUCAACAUGAUGGAGAAUGCCAUCAGCUCCAGCAGCCUGUACAGCCCAGGCUCUACACUCAACUACUCCCAGGCUGCCAUGAUGGGCCUGAGUGGGAGCCAUGGAGGCCUGCAGGACCCGCAGCAGCUCAGCUACACAGGCCACGGCGGAAUCCCCAAUAUCAUCCUCACGGUGACAGGAGAGUCACCCCCCAGCCUCUCUAAAGACCUGAGCAGCUCACUGGCUGGGGUCAGCGAUGUCAGCUUUGACCCGGACCACCAGUUCCCACUGGAUGAACUGAAGAUUGACCCUCUGACCCUGGACGGACUUCAUAUGUUGAAUGACCCUGACAUGGUCCUCGCUGACCCAGCCACCGAGGACACCUUCCGAAUGGACCGCCUGUGAGUGGCCAUGCCUACCACCCGCCGCUGGUCAGUUCCUAACGGCACCGCUCCAAACCUGGGGAUGGCAAUGUUCCGUCCUCCUUUGCCAACGGCCAAGCUUGUGGUUCUGAGCUUGCAAUGCUGCCCAGCACCCCCUGCCAGCCGCUACCCCGGUUGUUCACCUCCCAUGAUGCCUGGCUCAAGGCCACUGUGUACCAGGCUGGCUAUCUGUCUGUUCAUCUGUCCACCUGGAGCCAGGCUGAUCACAGAGGCCAUGAGUGCCUGGCCCCGUGGACUUCCCAUGCUCGCUCCCUGGCCCCUCACUGGGGAUGUGAGAACCCUCAUCAGUGGUCCACUUCCAAGAUACCCAAAGUGUCGCUCACUCCCAGAUGUGCUGCACGAGGGGGGCUGGGGCAUGAGCGUGGGAGCGUCCCAGAGGCUGAGGUGCACCGUCCACCCGACUGUUCUCAGCUGUCACUGCCUUCCUUCAUCCCUGCCCCUCCUACCGUCAUCCCCAGCCCUGGUCAGGUCACGCAUGCCCACCGUGCCCAGGGCGAAGAUGGCAGAGCAAAGGGACAGACCCGAGCAGAAUAAACACUAUUUGGAUGGCUGCCUUCUAUAUUCCUGAGCGCUCUCAGAGCAUGACAAUCGAGCUGUGGCUGAAUGUGGUGUGGACAGAGCCCAUGGAAGCAGCCAGUGCCCCCUCCUCGACCCUCUCUCAAGCACCCUUUGCCAACUGCCAGGCAAUAUCCAGCAUGGCAGUGCAGGACAGAUGGAGGGCCACAGGCCACCUGCCCAUUUCCAUCCUUCCUUCCAGUCCCAUCAUCUGUCCCUACUGCUACUUAGGAUGUGGGGCUCAGGCGGCAGCAACCCUGUGGGUUUGUCUUAGCGUUUAGUGGCUGAUCCUCCAGCCUCUGGCCUGGAAGCAUGUGUUAGCCCUAGUCCCACCUUGACCUUUUUUUAAGGCUAACUGGAAUGGUAGCCUAAAGUGCUUGCAGGCCAGGCUGCCUGACUGUACACCCAGGCCCCACUCACCUGCAUUCAGUCUCAACUCCAAAGACCUGGGCAGGCAAGGAGGAGGCUGGAGGUGAGGUCCUGGGGACUGAGCAUGUCUGGAAGAACUGCAGAACAGACUGUAGGAACAGGCCUUGGCUUUCAUUUGGGGCCUCUGGAGAACCUACUCCCUCUGAGCAUCCCCAGGGUAUCAGCCAGGCCUCAGCAGGUCUCUAUGCUAAGAUUCCCUGUGAUGGGAGCUGUGGACCUGGACUCCAUGUGAUGGAGGCCAUGGGCCUGGCUUUCCUUUUGUGGGCAACUUUUAGCCUGUAAGUCCUCCCUACCACCCUAAGUUAUAGCUUGACGCUGUUCCAUGCCUCUGUCUGCCGGGACUGCGCCUUUCACUUGGUUGUUUCUCAAGUGACGCUGUCCACUGCCCAUGCUGGGGGCUUGGGAGCACAGGAACUGUGUGUGUCCUUCCCCCAAGCCACUGUGUGGCUGCCUGCAUGAGAAAGCUGCUGCCCCUCCAUCACUAUGCCGUCCUGUGCCCCAAUGGGGACCUGUCCAGUUCCCAGACCUUUCUGCCACAUGGUGCGGGCUUGGAGGAGUAGUAAGGAAUCAGCAUCACUAUUAGGAAGCAUGCAUGGGGUGCACCUCUCUCACCCCAGCACUGGAGAGGCAGAGGCAGGGGAAUCAAGGCCUGCCUAGGCUAUGUGAGACCCUGUCUGAAAACAAGACAGAGAGCACAUAUUCUUGGAGACUGAGUUAUAGAAGCCUGAACAAAUGGCCUUAGCAGAGAGCCUGAUGCAAGUCUCAGGCCAGACCCCUGCUUCUGGCAACCAGUAGCUAGCCUUCCAAGUUCCCAGUGAGCCAGGGUGGGAGGGACAUGGCCCCAUGACCCUCCCAAGCUUGUGGCCUGGUUUUCAAUGCCCUACAGCCAGGAGUGCAUGUGUCCAUUCAUUGCCAAGUUCCGUGAUGCAGUGAUGGGCCCCUGCCACAGCAUCCCAGGCGGUCUUCGUAACUCAGCCAGGGGCCAGGGGUUAGGUGCCUGCAUGUUCUGGAAGGGCUCACUCUCCCCCACCCUGGGCCUAGACGCCCAGUGUCAAGGGGACUCCUGGGGGGUGGUCUAGAUGCCAGCCAUCUGCCUAGUAUCCCCAGGACAUCCCAAGAUGACAACUCAAGGCUGUCGGGACCCCCAGCUGGUGACGAGCACAUACUGACGACCCAUUGAGCUGUGCUGGGAACAACCACCCUGGAGUUCCUGCAACGUGUACAUAGACCCUCUGCCCACAUCCAUGCUUUCUUGGGACAGAUAUGUGAGCCAAGCCUGGCCUUUCUCCCCAUAACGUCACCCAUGUGCCACUGCCUUCAGCAGAGCCUCAGCCAUGCAGCUGUCUGACCCAUUUCCCCAUCUGCCCAGAUGUCUGUUUACCUUGCCCUUUCAAGCCCCUGGGGCAGUGAUUAUCUACCCAGAGGCCUCCAGACUGUGGAUGCAGCUGGACCCAACCAGUCUGUGUCCUAAGAAAUGGCUUGUUCCCCAACCACAGGCCCUGUCAUGUUCCUUCUCUGUGAAGGAACACUGUCCAGUGGCAGUUCUAAAGUUGAUUGUAUAUUUAGCCUAACCUUCUUACACAGGGGGUCCCCUAGCAAGACCCACAUUCCAAAACAGCAUGCAAGGCUGGCUGACACUAUCACACGGGCCUGGCACACAGGACAAGAACAGGCAAAAGGUGUAGGGGUGACCGCCCUGUGCCUUGGUUCACUGCAUCCUGAGUUUCCUAACAUUUUCGUGCCCAGCAGAGCUGCAGGUGGAGAGGGCUGGUAGCACAGGCAUGGGGUCAGGUCAGUAGUAUAGUUGUGCCCUAGGCCUGGUGUUGUCCUUCAAGAGGUGUCCAGGUGAGGGCACCAUGGUGCAGUCUACACUGUGUGGUCUCGACUGUUGGGGGGAGAUGUGGUCUUUCACAGACCCCAAGGCCCGCCUCAAGUGUGGUGGUACUGGCCCUUUUUAUACCCCCUUCUCCUGGGGUCCCCACUUCCUUCAGGGAUCUCCUAGUGGGUGACUUGGGAACCGUGAUCAUUCCUGUCUCAGGCAUGGUCCUCAUCGUGGUACAGCUGCUCACCACCCCAUUAGUCACAGCCACGUCUCCCAGUCAGGGCAGAAGAUGGAGGAACCUGUACCCUCUCAAGCCUGGGUGCUGGAGUACUCCCAAGGGCAAGGGGUCCCCUGAACUUCAGUUUCCCUUCCGUGACUAUCUCAACCUUGCUAGACUCAGGGGCCCAACCCUUUGGGCAGGAUGGGGACAGUGGCAGGGCCCAUGACAGUGCCAGCUUCACCUUCUGCAGUCCGCCUUCCCCAGGGCUGGAGAUCCAUCACAUGGAGUAGGGGCUUACCCCAUCUCUUGGGGCUUGGGGCUCUAGAAUCCCUUGGUGACCAAGGCCCAGCCUAAUCCACCCCAGCUGGCCAAACAGUUCUGAUCACAUAGGGGACAUGAGGACAGAGCUGUGGCCUUAAAUCCAGAGGCCAGUUUUGGUCCUCAACGGUGUCUAACCCUUAGUAGGAAACAGAAUGAUAUGGGCUGGACAGCCCCUCUGAUAUAUGCAAAUGGCUGGCUCCACAUCCCCCUCCUGGUGCCCAGGCUGGUUCUGCCCCCAGCAUGCACACUCUGCGGCUGUGGAUGUCUGUGGACUGUUCACAUGGACACCACAGUUGGGAGUCAGGUUGCUCAGGGCACGCACGGCCGCCCGCCCCACCUUCUGGCGCAGACGCUUCUUUGUAUUUUUGCGCCCUUUGUAAUGAAAUGUAAUAAAACCCAAUGUUUUCGUC